AGAAAAACUUAUUUUAGACUUCGAAAAGCACCACCGCAUGAGAAAGAAGAAAAGGAACCUGAGGAAAUGUCUGAGGCUGCUAAAGCGAUGCUUGCUGCAAAAAAGCGACAUGAAGAAGAGGAGGCUGCAAAAAUGCAAGAUUAUGAGGAGAAACGACGUGUAGAGCGAGAAAAAAUUGAAGAAGAACUAAGAAAUUUACGAGAAAAGCAAGAACGUCGACGUCAAGAAAGAGCUGAAGAAGAACGUGAAUUCGCCGAAAAAAUCAGAAUGGCUGAGGAGCGUCGGCGUCAGGAAGAAGAAGACAGUAAAGCACGAAUAGCGGCACAGAAAGUUAAGCGAGAUGAGGAGCGUAAGAAAAGGCAACAAACGAUUGCUGGUUCUUUAGCAGGUGCAACCGCAUCCGGUGAAAUUCGACCGAAUUAUAUUGUUACUAAGAAACAAAAUAUUGAUAAAUUUGGUCCUAUUUCACAGAAAACUGAACAAACUAAAGAACAGAAGGAAGAAGCUAAGCGGGCAUUUAUGGCGAUCAUUAACCGAUUCCCUGACAUAACAAAUAUGUUAGCCAACGACCUCAAAAAUAAUAUAAAACAACUGUAUCAACGUAUUUGCAAACUUGAAGCUGAAAAAUACGAUUUGGAAAAAAGACAUGAACGGCAAGAAUACGACCUAAAGGAACUUCACGAGCGGGAGAAACAAAUGGCACGUAACAAAGCGCUCCAAAAAGGCCUCGACCCUGAGGAAGCUGCAGCCUCAAUUCACCCCCCAAAAGUUAACGUCGCUUCUAAAUUUGAUCGCCAAAUUGACCGCCGCUCAUACGGUGAUCGACGAACACUUUUCGAAAAUCCCAUUAUUAAAAAGCCACCGAAAAUCGUUCAUGGAACUGCUCGGCCACCACCGGAAUGGGGUCGCACUAGCAAUGAAGAACUCGAGCAAUUGCGAAAAGUUUUGGAGCCACCGAAAUACGUAGAACAAGUGAAAGUCGAAGGAGCGAAACCUCCUGUUGAACCUAUACCUUUAUCUAUUCCCGAAGUAAAUGAGAUCGACGUACAUACAUAA
Dracunculus medinensis (Guinea worm) is the source of this 1056-nucleotide messenger RNA. NCBI's taxonomy places the organism in Eukaryota, Metazoa, Nematoda, Chromadorea, Rhabditida, Dracunculidae. The record is from the annotation of a GenBank genome assembly.